UUCACAUACUCCUCCCAUCUCCCAUGUUUACGUCAAAUCCUUCCCAGCAGCGGAUGUUGUUGGAAAAGGGGUGCUACAAACGUCAACGUAUGAGUUAGAAACCAUCGAAAAGUUCACAGAGCUGAUAUUUCCAUCAUCACCGAGGAUACAGAAGAAACACUGCUUGAACAUCAGCACAGUGUGAGGAGAGCUCCCAUCUCUGGCCUCCUUCCAGGGAACCAACAUGUCCAGUGACCCCCCUCCUCCAUACCCCGGGGGCCCGAGUGCCCCAUUUCUUGGGGAGAAAAAUGGACAACCUUCAGUUCCUGCAGCCAGUGCUCCAGUAACGACAGGACCUCCACAUGGGUAUCCACUGCCUCCAGAAUAUGGACCUCCACCUUAUGAAGCCACACUUCAGCCUGGCUUUGUUCCUCCGCAUGUCCCAGGAGAAGGUCACAUGCCUAAACCUGUGCAUAUGUCAAUGCCCAUGCCUCAUCCUCACGGUGUUUACUAUGCUCCACCUGGACACUUUCCUCAUCCGAUAGCCGAGCACUAUGGCCCGGGGCCCAGUCACUUUGCUCCAGGUCACACAGCCACAGUUCUCGCCCCUCCUGGUGCCACCACCACCACCGUGACUGUUCUACAGGGGGAGAUGUUCCAAGCGGCUCCAGUGCAGACGGUUUGUCCACACUGCCAGCAACCCAUCGUCACCCGCAUCAGGCACGACAUCGGCUUCACAAAUACUCUUAUCUGUAUGUUCUGCUUCUUUGUGGGUUGUGAUCUAGGUUGCUGCUUGAUCCCCUGUUUCAUGGAUGACCUCAAGGAUGUGACACACACUUGCCCAAACUGCAAGGGCUAUAUUUACACAUAUAAGCGCAUAUGCUAACAGUUUAUCCCAUCAGCAAUCAUGCUGUGUCCUCGUUCUGGUGGGUGUAGACGACCCGUUUUCAUUUCCCUCUGUUCUCUGUGGUCAUUUUGCCAACAUAUAUAUCAUUUUGUACAGGCACUUGACAUAGUUACUGAUGUCUCUAAAAUUAAGCAGAGGUUAUUAGCAAUCAUUGAAGGAUGGGUACGUUUUAUAUGAUGCAUGAUUGACAUUUACAUUGUGUCAUCCAAGCACUGUUUUUUUUAGCUGUAGUGCUAAGUGUGUACAUUUAGAGAAUAUGUGAAAACAUUAACCUUGAAAAGCUCAUCUGUGAAUAUUACUGUGUAGCGAAACUACAUGAAGUUCACUGCAGGGUCAGUAUUGUUGGAUUGUAGGAUUAUUAUUUUAUGCAUUAUUGUUUAAAGUCUUAGAUGGCUGGGUCUGAGACUUUUGAAGUUCUGGGGUAACGUGAUUGCUUUUACAUGUGAAAAUGUCUCUAUAGUUGGCAUGAUAUGCAAAUGUUAUGGAAAUUGUUUUCUUUCUCUUUUGUUUUCAAUUUCUUAGAUUUGUUGAUAAGAUUCAAUUCCUGUUGAUUUGAGAUAUGCUUAUCAGUGUAACAUGCAUUGUUGUAUAGAUGUCAUUUUAGAUUGGAUUGGAUUUCUGUUGAUAAAGGGAUCUGUAUGUCCAUGUAAAUAACAUUUGAUAAUUUAAAUUCUCUCCUUUUAAUAAUUUAGAGAUGCUAAAUAGCUUUCAUUAAAGCUCAUGGUGUUUUAAA
Molecule: messenger RNA, 1619 nt
Organism: Carassius auratus (goldfish)
Lineage: Eukaryota; Metazoa; Chordata; Actinopteri; Cypriniformes; Cyprinidae
Product: cell death-inducing p53-target protein 1-like
Exons: 5
Coding region: 224-865 (213 amino acids)
Biological process (GO): intrinsic apoptotic signaling pathway in response to DNA damage by p53 class mediator
Cellular component (GO): cytoplasmic side of late endosome membrane; nucleus; cytoplasmic side of lysosomal membrane
Molecular function (GO): zinc ion binding
Source: RefSeq, a predicted model, not a curated record